Molecule: messenger RNA, 7529 nt
Organism: Anas platyrhynchos (mallard)
Lineage: Eukaryota; Metazoa; Chordata; Aves; Anseriformes; Anatidae
Gene: EPHA10
Product: EPH receptor A10
Biological process (GO): ephrin receptor signaling pathway; protein phosphorylation; axon guidance
Cellular component (GO): dendrite; plasma membrane
Molecular function (GO): protein binding; ATP binding; transmembrane-ephrin receptor activity
Source: RefSeq, a predicted model, not a curated record
CGGAGUCGGCGGCGCCAUGGCCAGGGCGCACGGCGGCGGCGGCUUCCCCCGGGCGCUGCCGCUGCUGCUGCUGCUGCCGGUGCUGCCCCGCGCCGCCGCCGAGCAGGUUGUCCUGCUGGACUCGAAGGAAUCGCAAGCAGAGCUGGGCUGGACCUCGCACCCAUCCAACGGGUGGGAAGAAAUCAGCGGGGUGGAUGAGAACUACAAGCCGAUCCGCACCUACCAGGUCUGCAACGUCAUGGAGCCCAACCAGAACAACUGGCUGCAGACGGGCUGGAUCGCCAGGCGCGAUGGCCAGAGGAUCUUCAUCGAGCUGAAGUUCACCCUACGGGACUGCAACAGCAUCCCGGGCGUGAUGGGCACCUGCAAGGAGACCUUCAAUCUGUAUUACGUCGAGUCCGACUCCGACCUGGGCCGUAACAUCCACGAGAGCAAGCACACGAAGAUCGACACCAUCGCUGCGGACGAGAGCUUCACGCAGGGGGACCUGGGCGAGCGGAAGAUGAAGCUGAACACGGAGCUGCGAGAGAUCGGCCACCUGAGCAAGCAAGGCUUCCACCUGGGCUUCCAGGACGUGGGCGCCUGCGUGGCGCUGGUCUCCGUGCGGGUCUAUUACAAGAAGUGCCUCGCCACCCUGCAGAACCUGGCGCUCUUUCCGGACACGGUGGCAGAGGCGGCCUUCGCCACGCUGGUGGAAGUUAAAGGAGCUUGCGUGGAGCACGCCCAGGUGGACGUGGAUAACCCCCCGCGGAUGCACUGCAGCGCCGAGGGAGAGUGGCUGGUCCCCAUCGGGAAGUGCCUGUGCGGCCCCGGCUUCGAGGAGAGGGACGGGAGGUGCAGAGCGUGCCUUCCCGGAUUUUACAAGCUUUCGCUCCGUCUUCCUCUCUGCUCUCCUUGCCCUGAGCACAGCUUCACCCACGAGGAAGCCUCCACGUUCUGCUCGUGCCAGAAGAACUACUCCAGGUCCCCAUCGGACCCUCCGUCUGCCUCCUGCACGCGUCCUCCAUCGGCCCCGAGGGACCUCGUCUACAGCCUGCGGCGUUCCUCGCUGGUCCUGCAGUGGAGUGCCCCCGCGGAUGCUGGCGGCCGCAGCGACCUGACCUACAGCCUGUGGUGCGGCCGCUGCCCUGCUGCACGGGGCGGCUGCGAGCAGUGUGGCAGCGGCGUGGGCUUCGUGCCACAGCAGACGGGCCUGGUGGAGCGCACUGUGACGCUGGUGAACCUGCUGCCUCACGCCAACUACACCAUCCGCGUGGCGGCCCUCAACGGCGUCUCGGCCGUCAGCCCGCUGGCAGGGCAGCAGUACGCCGAGGUCAACGUCUCCACCGGGCUCGCAGCACCAACUCCCGUCACCGACAUCCGCACGGAUAAAAUCGAGCAGAAGAGUAUCUCCUUGUCAUGGCAGGAGCCGGGCUUCCCAACCACCAACAGCACCGAGUACGAGGUCAAGUACUACGAGAAGGAUCAAAGGGAUCAGAGUUACUCGACCGUGAAAACCACAUCAACGGCUGUGACAGUCAAUAACCUGAAGCCUGGCACCCUCUAUAUCUUCCAAAUCCGGACGUCUUCCUCGCAGGACUACGGCAACUACAGCCCUAGUAUCGAAGUGGAGACGCUGGCAGAGCUGACAGUGGCCUCCAGCGAGCAGAACCCCGUCCUCAUCAUCGCCGUGGUGGCCAUCGCGGGGCUGACGGUGCUGGUGUCCAUGGUCAUCGGCGUGAUGGUCUGGAGGAGACAGUGUGGGUACAGCAAAGCCAGCCAGGACGGGGACGAGGAGCUCUACUUCCACUUUAAAAUACCCACCAGGCGGACGUACAUCGACCCUGACACGUGCGAAGACCCCAUGCAGGCCGUGCACCUCUUUGCCAAAGAGCUGGAUAACGCCAGCAUUAAGAUCGAGAGGAUCAUCGGGACAGGGGAAUUCGGUGAGAUCUGCAGGGGCUGCCUGAAGCUGCCCAGCAAGCGGGAGCUGCCGGUGGCCAUCCAGACCCUGCGGGCUGGGUGCUCGGCGAAGCAGCAGCGCUGCUUUCUGGCCGAGGCGUGCACCAUGGGCCAGUUCGACCACGCCAACGUCAUCCGGCUGGAGGGGGUCAUCACCAGAGGGAACACCAUGAUGAUAGUGAUGGAGUACAUGGGGAACGGAGUGCUGGACUCUUUCCUCAGGAAACACGAGGGACAGUUCACAUCCACCCAGCUCAUCACCAUGUUGCAGGGGAUUGCCUCUGGCAUGAAGUACCUGGCAGAGAUGGGUUACAUCCAUAAAAGCCUGGCUGCCCACAAAGUCCUCGUGAACAGCAGCCUGGCGUGCAAAAUAACAGGUUUCAGGCAGCCGCAAGAAGAUAAGAUGGAGACCAUCUUCAGCACCAUGCGUGGGAAGAGCCUGGUGCUGUGGUCAGCCCCCGAAGCCAUCCAGUAUCACCACUUCAGCCCGGCCAGCGACGUGUGGAGCUUUGGCAUCGUCAUGUGGGAAGUCAUGUCCUACGGCGAGAGACCCUACUGGGACAUGUCCCACCAGGAUGUGAUGAAGGCGGUGGAGGACGGCUUUCGCCUGCCGGCCCCGGCGAACUGCCAGCCUCCCCUGCACCAGCUCAUGCUCGACUGCUGGCAGAAGGACCGCAGCCAACGCCCCAAGUUCUCGCACAUCCACGACGUCCUCAGCAAGAUGGUGCAGAGCCCGCAGCCCCAGCCGUGUGCCAGGUCCCGCGGUGCCGCUGUACCCCUGGCCGAGCGCUCCUUCGCAGCCUUCCCGGCCUUCAGCUCGGUGGGAGAGUGGCUGGAAGCGAUAGAAAUGGGCAGGUACCGGGAUAACUUCACCGCUGCGGGCUACUGCUACCUGGAGUCCGUGGCCAGGAUGACGGCAGCAAGAUGUCCUGAGCCUGGGGAUCACGCUGGCAGAGCACCAGAAGAUCAUCCUGAGUGGCAUCCAGACCCUGCGUGCCCAGGUGAUCCAGAUGCACGGCCGAGGCGUGCAGGUGUGACGGAGCACGGAGCACCGGAGUGGGAGGAGGCGCUGGCCACGUGCUGGCCCCAAACCAGACCAAAUCUCUGAAACCUCAUGGUUUCAGGUGGGAUGUAGGAGUCCCUGGGCUGCUGCCCAGCGAGUCAUUCCACGUGGCAAGAGGGCAGGGUGGCCCGUCCCCUGUGCCAGGGAAGCCGAGCAUCCCUGGGACACCAGGCACGGUGUGCCUGGGCAGGCUGUGGUUCUCCCCAUCGCUGUUCUGUAAGAUGAGUCAAAUGUAACGAUGCCAUUUCACAUGGUAAUUAGGUCAACAGGGUGGACGGACAUUUGUGCACUGUCUCAAUCCAGAGCUGACAGCGUUUUCCUAUCUAGCAUCCUACUGGUGAAAUCCAUGGGUAUUUUUAUACAGGCUGACAUCUUCUACCAACCCCACCGGGAGCUUUUAUUGCUUUUAUUUUUAGAGACUGGAGCAGAGCUCACACCCAGCGCCCCGCUUUGGGAAGGUGACUUUGCCCAUCUGGCGCGCUGAAAGGAAGCUCUUUCUUUCCCAGCCACAUCCCUUCCGCUCGAAGAGUCACCUCGCUGAGUCUUGACACCACUGUUGGUGAACAAAACGCAAAUGUUCUCCACCGAAGCGCAGAGCAAACGGUGCCGAACAUUUCUUGUCCUGGCAAGACAGUUGCAGCGGAGGAAACGGAGGCCACAGCCAGGAGAGGGUGAGCACUGAUGCCCUUGGGCUGCCCUGCUGAUGCUCUCAGCCUUCAAGCUUUCUGCCUUGCAAAGUCUCGUGGGCAUCCUGCAUCCUUCGCUGGCUUGGUGGGGAAGUGCGGUGGCUCUGACUGCUCUGGGAUGCAGCACCAUGGAGGGACGCGAGGCAGUAAGGCAGUGGGGAAGGUGUGUCCGUGGUGGCGAGCUGCUGCUUGCUGGGCAGGAGGAUGGCUGUAGGAGCUUGGAAAAGAGGGGUCUGCUCACCUUUGGCACUAACCCACACCCCUGUAAGGUUUGCCAGCGAUGGUGCUCACUUUGAGGUCCUAAUGCUGUACCGAACAGCCAGCCACGGAUGCUGGAGAGAGAACAACAGCAGAGAAAUACCCACAGCAAGGUGAACGCUGAGAAAGAGGGGCUUCAGGUGGGUGCAGCCAGUGACAGGGGGGCGUAGCGGGCAGAGCAUCGCCACGUGGCCGUGGGCUGAGCCACCUGGGUGAGGCUGGAGCCUGGGGAUGAGCAUCCCUCCGGGCAGGUUGGCACAUCAGCACUUUAUUUCGUAGCAGCCCGAGGCUCAGCACCGUGUGCCUCACGCACUGGCAGUUCCCACUGCUACAGGCCUGAUCCGUGACGGAAGGCUUAAAUUGCAUCUGCUUAACGCUACAAGUUUCCUUGAAGUUGGUUAAUUAAAUGGGUCUUCGCAGCCUUGUUCUGGGCUUUGUAGGCCUUUUAUUAUCAUCUGUAAGUAUUGCAAGUGAAUUAUUAAUGAUGAAAGGCAAAGAUUUACAAAGGGAACGAAUGCUGUAGAGGAGGAUGUUCAUGAUGCAGUUGGAAAUGUGUUUGCGUUGGGUUCGGAGGCUAUGCAGGUAGCCUGCACCAAAGGGACACAAUCUAAAUGGCAAUUAGCUGAAGGAUGCUAAUGCAGCCUGUUUGUGGGGCCGGCGUCAUACUCACCCCACCCAGACAGACGGUUGCAUCGUUUCAGGGACCCAGCUUUUGUUCAGUAAAGCCUCAUUCCUGGUGGUUUUCUUCGAACCCACACAUGUGCCCCAGGGGAAUGCUGUGCCCUUGGAGGCUUCUGGCUUGGCUGCUGCCACUGGCUGAAGGUCAGGAGUGCUCAACACUACGAGAUUUCCUUUUUUUCAGCUGUUUCAACGUGACUGCAUUGGAGAUCAGAGCUGAACUUCACCAACAUGUGGUAUCAAGAAGGUACCAGCUGAUGUUUACUUCUCAUUUUUCUGCCUUGUGUUGCCAUUUCCAGGCAAUGUCACAGUGAGCUCCCACCAGCUCUUGGUGCUCUCCUUCUGAAGUUUAAGCAGCAUUCCCCAGUGUCACUCGGUCAGUUUUUUAUGGAAAUAACUUCCCUUUAAGUUUCACUUUUGUCCGGUCCGGGUAGUUGCUCAGCAUCCUGCUGUUUCACACCCAGAAGAGUAAUAAUUGUGAACUGAAACCUUCAUUUGGUAGAAAUGCCAGAUCCCAAGGAUCAAGUGCAAUUUGUAUGCUCGUUAUGUUUACAUUUUAUCUAUAGAGAAAGUAUAUUCUAGUUCUCGAGGCAGGGAGCUGAACCAACAUGAUUCCUGAUCCUCUCCCCCAUCUCCUGCUCUUGUCCCUUUCGUGGGAGCUCCCCAGAGCCUCCUGCAGGCCGGGCUGAGUCCAGGCUGCUGUGCUUGCUCUCUGGGGCUCUGGGCAAAGCCAGGACUCGGUGACAAGGUGACACCAUGCCCUCGGUCUGGAAAAUGGAGCUGGCUAUGAGCGCACAGCCUGCCUGGGGCAGAAGACCUCUCUGUGACAUGCAGGAAGGUUCUGAGGGUGCUCUGAGCAUCUCGAGCCCAAGGGUAGGGAAGUGAAGGCAGCAAAAAGGAAAUUCUGGAAAUAGUGACGGUUGUCAACAGCUACAGAGACCUCAGAAGAGGUGUCCCAAUCACUGUAAAUAAACCCUAUAAUCUGUUGAGGGAGGCUGAGGUGAUUCUGAGGACAGCUCCGUGAACCAGCUGGAAGGCAACUGCUGGUAGCAGGAUGCUCUUGGGCAAGGUGUUCCUUGUGUUUGUGCAGUGAUCGAGGCCGUGCAGGUUUCUCGUGUGCCUGGUGAGGGAGAUCAGAUGGAGGGAGAGUGUGCACAGCUCCGCAGAGGUGCCCGAGAAUAAUGAAUUCUCAGCAAAAGUUCGAAGAGAGUGUGGUGUUCCCUUUCCAGCAGAUUAAAUGUUAUUCCUUGGGAACGCUCCUGGGCUUUAUUUGUCAGUUAAGAGCCUUACAACCAAAGGCAACGUUGACAAAAGUGGCAGACCUGGCAAGCUUGGAUGCAUUUUCUGCAUUCCCUGCAGAGACAAUGUGGGACAUUAGGGUGAGGAAGAAGUCCUUGUCCUUGUCCUUCCCCAGCAGCUGAGCCCUGCAGCAAAGCCCUGGGGCCUCUUAAUCCAUGUGGCUGGGCACUUGUACAGUGCACUCUCUGUGCUAGAGUGCUCCAAUUAAAAAUGAGACCAUUCCUCAAUCAUUUAAGAGUUCCCCCUGCUGAAUUAGGCUCCUGUACUGCAUUCUCCAGCACAAUCAGAACUGGAAGCGACAUUUCUUCAUCUGAGUCUCUCUAGCUGGUCCCCAAAGAAAUUCCGUGUUUAAUUACUUUCCUGAUUUACUACAGUGAGGGACUUGGGCUCGAUGUUUCAGCGAGCUCUUUUUCUUCCAGACAGCAGCAUUCUGUGGCUGGGACCACGCUCUAAGGUGGCAGAAGCGCGGUGUGUUGGCUCUCCUGGCCUCUGCUGGAAGGGAAAGGAGAGCACGUAACCAAAGCGUGCUUCCUAGCCUAGCUGGUGGCAACAGCAAACACCUCUAACCGAGCUCCUCAUCAGCCCUGGAACUAAUCAGAUCAGCAGAUUAAGUUAUAAAUUGUUAUUGCGAUUUUAAAAUUAACUUGUGCCCUCUCAGCACCUCCUCUUUGGGGAAGUAUUCAAUGCCUGAUAAUUAAAUUAAUUAGCACUGCUGUUUUGCAGCUGCUCGACCAAGGGAAAUGCCUCAGAACGAUUUCAGAUUCUUAUUCCAGGCUGUGUCUGACACAGGGAAAAGUUCCUUCUGAAGCUGACAAAAGGGUUGGUGUCGUGUGUUUGGGUUCCUGCUGUGCUUUUGGAAGAGGUUGCUCAUGUCCUGGACCUGGGGCUAGCCCCCAGGGCAUCACGAGGAGCAUCAGCCCCAUGCAGGAGCACUCAAGGGCUUUGCUCUUUGGGGCUUUGCUUUCCUCAGACCAUGGUGUAUUUGACCCAAUACGUUUUGUUCUCCAGCUGCUGCCUCUCCAGCAGCAGGAAGCCACCCGUUUCUGGGCUUUUCUUUGUAUUCCUAAUGAGGAUGUCUCCACUAGAUGUUCCUCUUGGCCAGCGGGAAACGGCGCAGUACAGCCUCUCCUGGGGGUCUGGCUCUGCCUGUGCUGGAGGAAUUCCUCUUUGGGAAUCCUCCCCUUCUGGGCUGGGUCUUGUUUUCCUUGAGGGCAGCAGGACAGGUCCCAGCUGUGCCCCUGGUCAGGAACAAUUUUCUGGAGCCAGAAUUAGGACAGUGCUGGACACAGCCCCAGGCAGCAUCACGAGAGCUGGUGCACGUAACUCCCCCCCCCCGGCAUAAAACCAAAACUGGGGUCACGUUGGUUCAUCUCUAGCUGCUUUUUGAUAUUCAUUAACCACAUGUUAUAUACUGUAAAUACGUACUUGAGAAGUCAAUAUAUAUUUUUAUAAGCUUGGAACAAAUGUAAUAUAAGAUUGUAAGGGACACUGUGUACAUUUCAUGAUCGAGCUAUAGUCAGACAUCUCCAGGGAAUCACCAUUGACUUGGAAGAACAAUAAUAAUAAUUAUAGAUGGUAAUAAAGAUCUAUUGACAUUUUGUUAA